AUGUUUACAUGACGCGGCGUCCCAGCGUCGGUCGAUUCGUGAAUUGAUUGAUAUUGAUGGGUCGAUCGCGUGAUUUUGUGCUAUUUUGACAAAUUUAGCAUAAUCUCAAUCAUCAUGAAUAAUCUUGCGAGUUGUUCAACGCAAAGAGGCAGACCUCGCCGUAGAAGAGGCGGGCCUGGUUCAUACAACAAGGGGUUUUUCGACAGAUCAAUUAGGAUCGAUAAGCGGACUGCUAAACGUCACGCUCUUUGUGGAAUAUCCGACGAGAGCGAGAGCAGUGUAGACGAGCGGAUAUUGUCUGAUGAAGACGGAAUUUCUCAAGAAACGGUCAUGUCCAUGGAUACCUCAUUAACUUUGGACCCCGCCGCUGCACCGGAAGUCACGUUGGACACAGUCAACAAUACUCCGGGCAGUCAACAAAUCGAAGAUUCAGAAAACAGUGAUAUGGAGGAAUGGUACACUCCAUCAUGCAGUGAGUCAUCUGCAGAAGACAGUGACAAUGAUGAUUUUCAAAAUUAUCAUUUUGGCAAGUUUUUAAUGAAAGAUCUAGCCACAUUUUUGAUUGAUGGCAGCCAGCACACGUUAGGAUCUGCAUUAAUCAAAAUCUGUAAAAUAUUUAAAGACAACUAUUGUUCAAAAAAAUUGUUAGGGGAUCUAAUAGAAUUCAUUAGCGAAAUUCUGCCACCUGAUUCAAUAUUCCCCAAAUCAAAGCAUUUGUUUAUGAAAAUGAUGGAAGAUAUUUCUCCCAACAAUGAAAAACCGAAAGUGAAGUACUACUGUGGCAGCUGCCUAUUAGAUUACGGUGGUAAUGAUAAAAAUGAAUGUCCAUCCUGUAAAGAAAAGCGAUCAGCAAUUUAUCUCGAAAAUCAAAUUGAUAUUACAAUAAGAAAUAUGUUUGAAAAGAAGGGCCUUUCAAAAUUGAUAGAUGAUUAUAGCCAAUUUCGCAAAGAUAAACCUCCAAAUGUUAUAAGAGAUAUAGUUGAUUCUGAAUCCUAUUUAAAAGUAAAUAGAAGUUCUGAAUACGACCUUUGCCUUAUUCAGAACACCGAUGGAUUCCCAGUAGCUGGAAGUUCUAAGACCCAAAUCUGGCCAAAUUUCCUAAUUAUUUCAGAUAUCAACCCAAAUUUACGAUCAAAAUUCAUAAUAAUGCACAGUAUUUGGUACGCCCCUGUUAAGCCUGACAUGUCAGUAUUUUUAGAAGAAUUUGUAAAUAUCAUGGAAAAAUUUGGAAAAGAUGGGAUCGAAUGGACCCACCCUAUAACUAAAGAGAAAAUAAUUAGCAGAAUUUCUGUUAUAGCGUCAAGUGUAGAUGCUCAAGCAAGAGGGCCAAUGCAAAAUUUGAAUAUGUACAAUGGAGCUCAUGGCUGCAGUUUUUGUGAAAUUCCUGGAGAACGUAUUGAAGUUGGCAUUGGGCAAGCCAGAAUUUAUCCAUUCAGGACUCAGUCAUACCCUGCUAGGUCUUCCAUUUCCAUGUUAAGAAAUGCAAACGAACUUAUGAAAAUCAAAGAUUCAGAAAAACAUUUGCCUAAUGACGAAAAAACAAACCAUAGGAAAGGUGUUAAGGGAUAUUCUUGCAUGGGUUUGUUAGAAAAUUUUGAUUUGUCGAAAAGUUUUUCGCCAGACUAUUUACAUUCAUGUCUAUUGGGAGUUGUUAAACGCCAUAUUUACACCAUUACUGAUUCUAAAAAUAGAAACAACGAUUUUUACAUCGGAAAUUUUGUGGAAGUGAUAGACAAAAAAAUUAAGUCACUGUGUCCUCCUAAUUUUGUUAAGAGAUUACCGAGAAGCCUUGAGCUUAAGAAAUAUUGGAAAGCUAGUGAGCUUCGAAAUUGGCUCCUCUUCUUUUCGUUGCCGUGUUUGCAACUUUUUUGGCCUGAUCGAUAUUUAAAUCAUCAUUCAUUAUUAGUUUUUGCAAUUCAUACUCUACUCAAAAAUGAAAUAACCACUGACGAAAUUUGUGAUGCUAAAAGGGCUCUUAAAGAAUAUUGUAGAGAUUAUGCCUCCAUGUACAGAACUUGCGACCAGACAUUUAAUUUGCAUGUUCUACUUCAUUACGCAGAUAAGGUUAAAUACCUUGGUCCGCUCUGGAGCCACUCAACUUUUAUAUUUGAGUCGGCAAACUUCCGGUUAGGACAAGUAAUUCAUGGAACUGGUACAAAAGUAGCCAUUGAAAUUUCAAACACUAUGCGGAUACACAACUUUUUAAAUAUAUUGACUUACUUGGCAAAUGUUGACAACAGCUCAAGCAAACACUUAGAAAUUGAUUCAUUGGGUUCAGCACUUUCUCUUAAUACAAUUAGCUCCUGCAUUGUCGAAUAUGCAAGAACAAUUACACUUUUUGACGAUAAUCUGCCCUAUGAAUUGAAUUUUUAUCUUCGAGCUAAGAGGGGAAAUGCCAUAUUUACAUCUGAAAUGUACUUGAGGGCUGAAAGAACUUGCUCUUUCUUUGUUUUAUAUGAUAAUAAUGGACAAAAAAUUCCUGCUAAAAUAUUAUGCUUUGCAAAAUCAAGGGAUCGUGUCAUAUUUAUUGGGCAUAAAAUAGAUUUUCAGCUGCCUAGAUUUGGAAACAGCGAGGAAAACCUUGCAAUAAAACAUAUUGUGCCGUACACAGAUUCGGGUGUCCUAAUUUGGAGCUAUGUAAGCAGAAUCUAUUGUCAUUUGAUUAAAGUUGAGGAAUUUCUGUGUGUACCACCAAAUGUCUGUGAAAUUAAUUUAUAGCCAGAUAAAUUACUGAGCAAAGAUUAAAUUUUUCCAAUUUAAAAUUAUGUUGUGAUGAAGUGCAACAGAUGCCUGUCUUGUGAUAAAUCAUUAAUUAAUUACCCAUUUUACAUAUUUUUAAUUGUUUCAAAAUAAUUUUUUAGGUCCAAAAAUCAGUCUAUUUGAUUCCAUGUUGGCCUGCUAUUUUAAAUUCAAUACAUUAAAAAUUACGUUUUAUUGCGUUUUAUCAUAUAUUACCAUAACCUAAGUGGUAUUUUAUAAUUAUAUUUUCUGAUGUUGAAUACUCAAUAAAUCUUUAAAUUACAAAUAUUUCAAAUUGUAU
Neocloeon triangulifer is the source of this 3040-nucleotide messenger RNA. RefSeq lists its product as uncharacterized. The coding region runs from base 115 to 2718 and encodes 867 amino acids. Lineage: Eukaryota; Metazoa; Arthropoda; Insecta; Ephemeroptera; Baetidae. The record is from RefSeq and is a predicted model, not a curated record. The transcript is spliced from 3 exons.